This is a messenger RNA of Ectocarpus sp. CCAP 1310/34, 2520 nucleotides long. The record is from the annotation of a GenBank genome assembly. Lineage: Eukaryota; Phaeophyceae; Ectocarpales; Ectocarpaceae.
UCGAACUGCUGAGUCUUGCCUCAAGUCUUAUCGGAGAAGGCUACAAGCAUCGUGCAGCAGCAGCAGCUUCGUGCGGAGGGAUGGGGAGGCUCGAAGAUCAAAGCGCUACUGCUUCUGCUUCCUCUGCUGGUGCGCCCCUACCAACGCCGAAGAUGGAUACUGCGCGACCAGGAUGCACGCGUGUCAACCUUGCGGACUACGAACGACGUGCAAAGGUUGUGCUGUCGAAAGGAGAGUUUGACUACUUCGCAGGCGGUGCGAACGACAUGGUUACUCUCAGGGAGAACAGGGCUGCGUACAGGCGUCUACGGCUACGGCCUCGCGUGCUGAGAGACGUGUCUUCAGUUGACACCACACGCACGGUGCUUGGUGAACGCAUGGCGCAUCCCAUUGGAAUCUCGCCCACAGCUGAACACCGCGCUGCCCAUGAUGACGGUGAGUUGGCCACGGCGAGGGCUGCUGCUGGGACUUGUUCGAUGAUGGUGGUGAGUUCGUCGGCAACGACCGCCCUGGAGGAUGUGGCCACCGCCGGUGGCCCCAACAUGCGGCGCUGGUUUCAGCUUUCGUUAUCAUCGCGCAAGAACAGAGCAGUGCUCGCCGGGCUCGUUAGGCGAGCCAACGCGGCCGGGUACACCGCGCUUGUCGUUACCGUGGAUCGCCCCGUGCUCGGCCGGAGGGAGGCGGAUCUGCGGAACUGCUACGAGUUGGCCUCUAGGCUUGCGGAGGGCCGAGUGGUAUCGGCAACAGGGGCACGCAUCGGUCGCCGUCCCGACGGAACCAUUGAUUUGGGACAGGCGUCUGACGCUCGGCCUGAAGCAGGGAAGAGUCUGAACUGGGACGACGUUCACUGGCUGAGAACUAUCUGCGGGGACAUGAAGAUAGUGCUCAAGAGUGUGAUGACGAGGGAAGCGGCGGAGGAGGCACUGGCGCACGGAGUGGACGCGCUGUGGGUCUCUAAUCAUGGAGGGCGACAGCUAGACACCGUUCCGGCUACAAUUGAGAUCCUUCCAGAGGUGGUGCAAGCUGUGCGUGGACGUUGCGAAGUCUUCGUGGACGGAGGCAUCAGGCGGGGCACGGACGUGCUGAAAGCGCUUGCCCUGGGCGCAACAGCUAUUUUUGUCGGCCGACCUGUCAUCUGGGGGCUAGCCCACAGUGGUGAAGAUGGAGUGACGGAUGUCAUCAACCUACUCAACGAAGAGCUCGUCCAAGCGAUGCGGCUCAUGGGCUGCAAAAAGCUUGCUGACAUCGAGCGAAGCAUGGUCGUACACCAAAGCUCCUUCCACGCUAAGCUCUAGGCAGCCAGCCCGGCAGUUACGAUGUUGGCGUUGUACUGUAGGGUGUGAUUUCUUCGGCUCACGAGUGGAAUCAAGGAAUCGAGCUAUCCAAAGCGUAUCGAUGCAUUUCUCGGAUCUUGUGUUGUACUUCGUAACUUCAUAGUAGUCGUGGUGAUGCAGCCAAAGGCUGAAGCGAUUUAGUUCCCCCACUCGGUAUUUUUUGUGUUUUUUCCCCUGCUAGAAAGAAACGUUUCCUGAAGAAAACAGAAGCGCGAUUUCCAAUGGAAACAAAUCAAUCUCCCUUCACGACGUUGUAUGAACACAAAUGUCACACGUUCAUGUUGACCCUAUAAAACAACUGUACCCACAGACUAAUCUCACUCUCACUCGUACGUUGCUACUUACAAAAAAAGCUUACAGCAAAAGGCAGCAGAUUCGAAUGUGUGAAAAAAAUUCGUCCAUGGUCCAAACAACCAGCACUACAAAUCAAUCGCUGCGUGUUUGUCUUCAUGACGUCCAACCACCUGACUGAGUAAUUCAACGCGGAACAUCUUCCGCGACCACAGCAGUCCAACACAAAAACACACCCAGAAAAGUCCUGCUAAUAGCGUCUAUCUGCACCCAUGAAAUCACCUGGGUUCCUAAACAAAUUCAUUCGUGAUCACGAUAUCACGCGGCCGAACUGUACCAUAAAUCACACCAACGUCGUACGGCCGAAAUGUAGUUAUGGUACACGAUUAGGGGCUUCCCCCCCUGCCCGAUGGGGCCAAUAUUUCUCCGGCCAAUCACUUGCGGAUACGGUAGCGUGUACGUACACGCUUGCUCCCCUCUCCUGACCAAAACGUACACCUCUUUCGUCUAGUGAAUUUCUUUCAGUUACCAAUGUCGGAGAGUGAUAUUUCCUUUCUCCCACGUUCUCCGCUCCUUUCCCCCCUCUCGCUUCUGCCACUAAGCUUCCAACAACACUCACAACAAAGAUUUACACAUGAAUCGCAUCCCUGCCCUGCUGAAAAAACACUCGGAGCAAGUAUAUGUUGCAGCAGACCCUGCUAAGGCUCCUGUCUCCAACUCCUCAACUUCCUUGGAUUUCUCGCAGCCCAGAAAUAAAUACACAGAAGGUACUAGGCAGAGAUAACGGAACGGGUUUUUAAGGUGAUGACAACAAUAGCAACAACAACAUGCCUACCCUCGACAGCAGGCGGAGGCUACAAUAGCCUCCACGCGCAACCGCAACAUCCAACCAGGC